AUGGUUGCUCUCCUCCAGAAGGAGCAGACCGGAAGCGGCGUCACGCCUGUUGACCUCUUUUUUGCCGGAUCCGAUGAAUACGCCGAGCAUCGCAAGCUCCGGGACGGUGCCAAGGGAUUCGAGCACAUCCGCCCUGCCGCUAUUGCAGUUCCACGAGAUAGCUCCGAGGUACGGCGACUCGUACGAUGGGCCAAGUCAAUUGAUCUCAAGUUCACCAUCAGAGGAGGCGGCAAUGACUUUUGGGCGCGCAGCAUUGCACACGACACUCUCAUGAUCGACAUGCGCGGCAUCAACAGCAUCAAGGUCGCGGAAGAUCGUCAGACAGUCGUUAUUGGGGGUGGGGUUCUGAUGAAGGACCUGAUCCUCGCUUUGGACGAUGUUGGCUUGAUGACGCCGACGGGUCAUACUUGGAUCAUCGGCUACGCGGGCUGGGUAUCGAACGGUGGCUACGGGACGAGCACCCAUAUCCAUGGCAUGGGAAUCGAGCAGGUCGUCGAGGCGGAGCUCGUGAACGCAAAAGGCGAAGAAGUUGUCGCCGACGAGGAAAUGCUUGAGGGAGUCAGAGGUGUUUGCGGUCACCUCGGCGUGAUUACAAGUCUGACCGUGAAGGUGUACCCCAAACACGAUCCACCCCCCAAGCUCCCUAUGCCCAAGGAGCUAACGAUCCACAACUUCAUCAGCUGGCAGGCCCAAGGAGGAGUCGUCUUUAGCGUCAUCUGGACCUGGACGGGCGAUAUCGAGAAGGGACAGGCUUGUCUACAGAGCUGGAAAGACAACACCCCGCCCUUGCUUGCGUCCACCGUGGAGGUGUUGCCCGAUAAAAUCCGCCAGCAGAAUAUGCCUCCGCCAUGUCCUCUGAAAGGUGGACAAAGGAACUGUUUCCUUGCUCGUCUUCCAACAAGCGACGCCGGCGACGAACUGGCAGCAGCCAUCCUUGAUGCCGCCGAAGCUAUGCCCAGAACGAUGGGCCCAAAUAUUGCCUGGGGAGGCAUGGUAGACAUUGAUGCUGCGACGGUGCCGCCGAAUUGCUUUGUCGACAAGAGUCACUCUUACUUCUCCUGUUCGUACCAACACCCGACGGAGGAGUACGCCGAAGAUGUCAUCGCGUGGAGCAAGUCUCUGAUUGCCAGGCUGCGGUCGUUGGGCGAAGAUACGGUACUGGAUAGGGGCUACCCAGCUACGAAUCCGCCGGGGGAGAGGGGUGCGGCGGAGCUCUACGGUGAGAAGUGGACUAGGGUAAAGGAGCUCAAGAUGAAGUACGACCCAACGAACCUCUUCAGCCAUGCGUACCCCAACAUAGAUAUUUGA
Colletotrichum chrysophilum is the source of this 1308-nucleotide messenger RNA. RefSeq lists its product as uncharacterized. Gene Ontology annotation, molecular function: FAD binding. NCBI's taxonomy places the organism in Eukaryota, Fungi, Ascomycota, Sordariomycetes, Glomerellales, Glomerellaceae. The transcript has 2 exons. The coding region runs from base 1 to 1308 and encodes 435 amino acids. The record is from RefSeq and is a predicted model, not a curated record.